Molecule: messenger RNA, 2091 nt
Organism: Girardinichthys multiradiatus
Lineage: Eukaryota; Metazoa; Chordata; Actinopteri; Cyprinodontiformes; Goodeidae
Product: adaptin ear-binding coat-associated protein 1-like
Exons: 7
Coding region: 79-837 (252 amino acids)
Biological process (GO): endocytosis
Cellular component (GO): membrane; clathrin vesicle coat
Source: RefSeq, a predicted model, not a curated record
CCGUUAGCGCUGAACGGACAAUCACCGUCAUCACCACCACAACAACAACCACCACCGGCGAACUGUGUAACAGUCAAGAUGGCGUCCGAGGGUCAGUUCGACUACGAGUCGAUUCUGUGUGUCAAACCCGAAGUGAACGUUUACCGUAUCCCUCCGAGAGCAUCUAACCGGGCUGUCAGGGCUGCUGAUUGGAAGCUGGAUGCUCCUGAUUGGACGGGACGCAUGCGUGUGACAGCUCGAGGCAAAGUCGCCUAUGUGAAAUUGGAGGACAAAGUGUCCGGGGAGCUGUUUGCCCAAGCGCCGGUGGAGGAGUACCCUGGCAUUACAGUAGAAACAGUCAGUGACUCAAGCCGUUACUUUGUGCUGCGGAUCCAGGAUGACAAUGGCCGCAGUGCGUUCAUAGGCAUCGGGUUUGGAGACCGUGGUGAUGCAUUUGACUUCAAUGUGGCUCUUCAGGACCACUUCAAGUGGGUAAAACAAGAAAACGAGUUUACCAAACAGGCUCAGGCUCCAGACUCUGCUCCUAAACUUGAUCUGGGCUUCAAAGAGGGCCAAACCAUCACUCUAAACAUCGGGCAAUCGAAGAAAAAAGACCGGUCUCGUCCACAGAGUUCAGGAGGCCUCGGUUUCCUUCCUCCUCCGCCUGGGGGCAAGCUGGCCCCACCACCUUCAUCCAGAGCUACCAAUCUGAACACGCAGACAACGGCAGGGGGAACCGACACUGGUUGCUUGCUAGAUCUUGACUCUAGUAACUCCAACUCAGUGGCUCCAUCCAACCCGACAUCUACAGCCAACAAUGACCUGUGGGGAGACUUUGACUCUGUGACCCUGAAGUGAGACAACACUUGUUCUGCUCUUUGCCCUGUUUUAAAAUUAUGCAGCACUUUUUACAAAUUCAUUUUCCCCAGUCUGGGGUCCCAUAUCUCUCCCUGCUGAGCAGGGUCACCCCCCUGUGGUUUGGUUUGGUUUGGUCCUGAAAUCCUCGCUGCAGUCUUAAGCAGGCCGUUUCAGCAGAUUCCUCUGCUCGAUAUAUUCUCGCUUUCCCUCCUUGUACUUCCAAAAGCUUUUCUGCUGUUUCAUAGAGUAAACAUAAUAGGAAUAUCAAGGAAGGCAUAUCAACAUCUAAUUAACUGAAGUAACCUUCUGUACAGAGACAUUUUGCUUUAAAUGUUAUGGUGUCUAUAGUCGUUUUAGGUGGUUUUGCCUUUAAUGUACUGAGCUUCACUUUUUUCCAGCUCUCCAGCUGUGAGACUGAAUAUAUGCACUGGCUGACAGUUGACUCUGUCUGUGUAGUUAUGAAUUUAUAAAGUGUGGAUCCAGCGCCGCGGUCUUCUAAUGUCGGAUUGAGAUUAUUGUGAUAUUCACCGCAGAAUGGGUUCACUUGAGAGAAGUUUGUCGGUCCGCCACUGAUUUACGAAGCGGUUGGGCUCUUCUGCGCUUUCUGCUCCACUCUUGCGGCCGCGCAGCUGUUUAACACUAACUCAAGUAGGAAUGUGUUGUUUUAACCAUGAAUCAGGACAUAUGGAAGUGCUGGAUGGAAGCGGCGACAGAUACUUUUAUCUUCGCCUCGAGGGGAAAGAGAGAUUAUUUUUUUUAACAUUAUGUCAUCUCCAUUCAGCACAGCUGUUUAAGCUGUGACUUUUGAGUCAUUUGGGUCAUGACCUCUCUGGAGCUCAUUGAGCAGGUCUGAUUCUGCCUGGUUCAGUAAGUCUGAACAAGGAUUUAUCUACAGUGUGUUAAUUCUGUAUUGAAAUAUAAAAGUAUUUUAUGCUGCAGACAAACAGAACAAGGAACAGAGCUAAUCUGUGUCUGUAGGAAAUUAUGUAUCAAGAGCUGGACUAUGUUUCACUGAUAUCACACGUGUUGUGUCUGAUGUGCACUGACAAGUGGCGUGGUGAUGGGUGUUGACUGGAGCACACCAUAAAUGUCUUUGUUUAUUGUCUUAAAUUAUAUGUAUUUAUCCUAAAUGUUAUUUGAUGUUUAAACCGUAAAGUGUAUACAAAUGAACAUGCAAAGGAGAAAAAUGAAAACAGUUAUAACAAUGCCAUUCUUUUCUUAAGUGAACAAAAUAAAAUAAAUUGCUCAAAAAUC